AUGGCGGCAUACAUUCAGUAUGACUUAGGUCAUCGGAGCUCUCGGAGCGACUCCAAGUUUGGGGUGUGCGACUUCCUCUUUCGUCAGCGCCACGCAACAACCUUGGUGGAAGGCAUCGUUCUGUUGUCUCAGUGGAUGGGAUCGAGUGGAGUCACCAUGACGCGCUCAUUUCAGACAGGUCAGCUGGCCCUGAAGAGACCUACCUGUACAAGAUUCAUUCCUGCUGGUAGAAUUGGUCGUCAACAGACCAUGGUGGGCCCACCAGAAUUCCAGGAAAAUCUCCACAACAUCUCUCGCUUUAUGGUGCUGCUUGGGCGUGAUGAAAUUUAA
This is a messenger RNA of Trichoderma virens Gv29-8, 330 nucleotides long. RefSeq lists its product as uncharacterized. Bases 1 to 330 code for a protein of 109 amino acids. The record is from RefSeq and is a predicted model, not a curated record. Lineage: Eukaryota; Fungi; Ascomycota; Sordariomycetes; Hypocreales; Hypocreaceae. The transcript has 2 exons.